Molecule: messenger RNA, 874 nt
Organism: Acaromyces ingoldii
Lineage: Eukaryota; Fungi; Basidiomycota; Exobasidiomycetes; Exobasidiales; Cryptobasidiaceae
Exons: 1
Coding region: 32-784 (250 amino acids)
Biological process (GO): regulation of gene expression; maturation of 5.8S rRNA
Cellular component (GO): exosome (RNase complex); nucleolus
Molecular function (GO): DNA binding; RNA binding
Source: RefSeq, a predicted model, not a curated record
GCAAAAGCUGCAACGACAAGCAAGUAGAGUGAUGGCUUCGUCGUCGUCGCUGCGCUCGCCUGCACCGACAGUGGCGCAGCUACGCACACUGCUCGAUUCCCUGCAUGCAUCUCUGAACCCCGUCAUCUCCUCUGAGCUCUCGCAGCUGACAUCGCAGCUCGAGUCUCGCACCAGCGCCGAUGCUUCAGUCUCGGUCUCGUCCACGGGCUCGUCAGGCCACAAGGGCAAGCUCGACGCCGGUCGCUUGCAGACAUCGCUGGCUUACGUACUUCUCGACCUCGUCUGGAUCCUCUUCAAACUGAACGGGACCGACGCAUCGAAGCAUCCCGUCCUCGUCGAGCUCGAGCGAGUCAAGGGCUACUUUACCAAGUUUCAAGCUGCCGAAAAAGAUCAGGGCGGCAGUAGCAGCAGCAGCACACGCGAGGGAGGGCACAACCGGGCGGUAUCGAGGGAGGAUCAGGACAAGGUGGAGAGAUUCGUGACGCAUGCGCUGGGCAAGGGCAAGGGCGAGAUCAUGGGUCGACUCAUUCGCUUUGAUGACGACGGCGAAGAGGAGGACAAGAAGGCCGACGGUGCCGAGGAGGAUAGGAAAAAGAAGCAGGAAUGGGAGAGCAUCAAAGAGAGUGCCUCACAAGGGCAGGGAACGAAGAGAAAGGUCUCUGGUGGGACCAAGGCGCCAUCGGAGGAGAAGAUCAAGAAGAAGAAAUCGGCCAAUUUGGAACAAGGGAUUGAGCCCAUUAAGCGGAAAAAGGAGAGGAAGAGCAGUGGCAGCAGUGCAAGAUAAGUGAGCCCCACGACAACCUCAACAACGACGAGCAGACGAGCGAGACGACCACAUGUAUUUUGUAUUUAAGACACCACUGCGAUGACGAGU